Musca domestica (house fly) is the source of this 1756-nucleotide messenger RNA. Its product is annotated as vesicular integral-membrane protein VIP36-like. Gene Ontology annotation, cellular component: endoplasmic reticulum membrane; Golgi membrane; endoplasmic reticulum-Golgi intermediate compartment. NCBI's taxonomy places the organism in Eukaryota, Metazoa, Arthropoda, Insecta, Diptera, Muscidae. Gene Ontology annotation, biological process: endoplasmic reticulum organization; Golgi organization; endoplasmic reticulum to Golgi vesicle-mediated transport. Gene Ontology annotation, molecular function: D-mannose binding. The record is from RefSeq and is a predicted model, not a curated record.
UUUCAUCAAACAUUUAAGACGUCAAAUUGUUAACUUGAUAAAAUUUUAGAAAGACGGUCUAUUUGCUACAGUUUCUGUUUUCAAUAAUUUUUGAGAAAAAUAUAAAGUACACCAUUAAUAUUGUACCAAAGAACAGUUGCAAUAACUUUAAUUACGACAAUAACUUAGUUUCAUGUAUCAAAUUUAGUAACAUUUGGCAAACAACCCUUACAGUACAACGGCAACUCUGUUUCAUUUCAACAAGCCGACUCCAUCAUCAACAUUCUCGAAUAUUUUCUCCAAUGCAAACAUUGAUUUUGUGCGGCUAAUUGUUAUUUUGUGAUAAGAGCAAAAGAAUAGCAACAACACGCUUUUUUAAUUAGUUACCAAAUUGAAUUGACUUCAAAAUGUCUUUUGUGGAAUGCAUUAAAGCGACGCUUAUAUUUAUUAUCGGUGUGCUGGUGUGUGAGUGUGCAGUUAGCACCAAUGAAUACAUGAAGAGGGAACACUCAUUAGUUAGACCAUUCCAAGGUGUUGGAGUUAAUCUAGCCAAUUGGGACUUCCUCGGACACACUGUGGUGACAAGCAACUACAUACGGCUCACACCCGAUUUACAAUCAAAAAGUGGUGCGCUAUGGAACUAUUCGCCAUGUUUGACCAAAAAUUGGGAAGUUCAUGUAACCUUCAAGGUACAUGGCAAGGGCACAGCUUUUGGUGAUGGUUUUGCUAUUUGGUAUACUAAGGAACGUAUGCAACCGGGUCCAGUUUUUGGCAGUAAAGAUCACUUUUCUGGUCUAGCUGUUAUAUUGGAUACCUACAGCAAUCACAAUGGUCCUCACAAUCAUCAACAUCCCUACUUGAGCGCAAUGGUAAACAAUGGCACAUGGAGUUACGAUCAUGACCGUGACGGUACUCAUACACAAUUAGCCGGUUGCGAAGUGCGUUUCCGUAAUGUUAAUUUUGAUACACAUGUGGCGAUCCGUUACGAAAACGAUAUUUUAUCGGUAUCGACAGAUCUUGAAAAUCGCAACGAAUGGAAAAAUUGCUUCGUUGUUAACAAUGUUGAAUUACCAACAGGUUACUUCUUUGGUCUUUCAGCAACAACAGGCGAUUUGUCAGACAAUCAUGAUAUUUUGAGUUUUAAAUUCUACGAUUUGGACACAGAUGUUACGCCCGAUCAAAUUAUAGCCCGUGCCAACAUAAUUCCCAAUGCCAAAACAUUCGAGCCACCACGUGAGCAUAAAGAUGACCCCAAACCCAGCAUGUCAAAUACCAAGAUCUUCUUCAUUUUACUCUUCGGAAUGUUGGCAGCUGUAGCUGUGGCUAUUUUUGCCAUUUCCUAUUUCAAAGAGAAAAAUGCCCGUAAACGCUUUUAUUAGUUAAUAGCAUUUUUUCUUUAGAUAUUGAAGUCUUCGGCCGAUCGACCUCCACCAAACACGACAUCUUUUUGAGAGAAAAAGACAUGAAUAUAUUUUAAAUAGCAACAAAUUAAGGUUUUAUAGUUUUUAAUAUCAGUCAUUUUCUAACUAAAAUAUUUUUUCGAUGUAUUUUAUAUACCUACCGUGGUUAUAGUUGAUUUCAUUUAAUUAUUUAUUCGAGCAAUUAGUAUUUUCAAAUAUUUAAAUUAGGUAUAAUUUCGCGUAUAUAUACCCUACUCUGGCCCUCUCUAUAUUCAUUUCUCAGUAGGUAUUUGUGUUGAAAAAUUAUUAAUUUGCAAUUUUUCCAAUGUGAUAUUACAUCACAAAAAUUUGUAUAGCAAAAUGUUAAGAGUGUUAAA